GAAUGAAUAACCGUAUUCAUAAGUCAGUGUUUCUACGCAGACCGGGCCCGCAUCAUGCCUCGCCUGGCGCGCUUUUUCGCGAUAUUCGCGCUUGUGUUUCUUCUAGGUGUGAACUGUAAAAAUGUGAGGAAAAGAAGCUUGAGUAAUAAUAUAAAGUGUCACGCAAAUGGAAGAUUUUUCAGGAAUCCGGACCGACCGGAGGAAAGCAUAUGGACGAAGGAAGAGUGCGCAAAAUACUACCUCUGCGUGGACAAAGAGGUCUACGAGUUCCGCUGCUCAGAGGGCCUGCUGUUCGACGUCAACCGGCAGAAGUGCGACUCGGCGCAGAACGUCUUCAACUGCGACAUAUCCACAGAAAUAUUAAUACCACAGCCUCUCUUGGAGCAGGCGAGCUGCGCCAACGACACGCACUUGGGCUGCGCGGAUGGCGCCUGCCUACCCGCGGCGUUCUUCUGCGAUGGCUCUGGCGACUGCAACGACUCUUCUGAUGAGGGCUGGUGUGACGUGUCUUAUGACCCGAAUGCUGCGUUGCCAUGCGACCCUGGCAUGUGCGAACUUCCGAACUGCUUCUGCAGCAAGAACGGCACUGAGACUCCUGGGAGGCUGGUGACCAGUCAGACGCCUCAAAUGAUAACCCUGACGUUCAGCGGGCCAGUCAACCACGAGAACUGGGACAUCUACACGAAGCACCUGUUCACGGAGCGCCGCAACCCCAACGGGUGUCCCAUUAAGGCCACGUUCUUCGUGUCCCAUCCCUACACCAACUACAGACACGUGCAGAAACUGUGGAACGAUGGCCAUGAGAUAGCGAUUAACUCUAUCACACGCCGAGAACCGGAGGAAUGGUGGUCUAAAAAUGCAACCGUAGAAGACUGGUUUGACGAGAUGGUCGGGCAAGCCAACAUCAUCAACAGAUUCAGUAGAGUCAGAAUGGAAGAUUUCAGAGGGCUUCGCGCGCCGUUCCUGUCAGUCGGGUGGAACCGACAAUUCCUGAUGAUGCAGGAGUUUGGCUUCGUUUACGACGCCACUGUGGUGGCGCCACCUGUCAACCCGCCGUACUGGCCCUACACGCUUGACUACAAGAUGCCCCACAGAUGUGCCGGAGACAACCAGUACUGUCCUACAAGGAGUUACGCGGGCCUCUGGGAGAUGGUCAUCAACCCGCUCGUGAACGGCACAGAGACUUGCGCCACCCUGGACCGCUGCCCGACCAAACCGGCAAGAGAUGACGUCUACAACAUCCUGAUGAACAACUUCAAACGUCACUACUUGACCAACCGGGCGCCGUUCGGUAUCCAUCUAGAAUCCACCUGGCUGAAGUCUAGUGAUGAAUAUUUGAUGGAAUUCAAGAAAUUCAUUGAUGAAGUUUUGAAGCUCCCAGAUGUUUACUUCGUCACGAACCGACAAGCCAUUGAAUGGAUGAAGAGACCAACUCCUGUCUUACAACUGAAGAACUUCUAUCCCUGGCUGUGUGGAAGCAGAAGGCUCCUGGACUAUGAAACUGCCUGUCCAAAGCCCACCACAUGCAAACUACAGUCCAAAAUACUUGCUCAUGACAGGUACAUGAUAACCUGCACUGAAUGUCCAAAAACAUAUCCAUGGUUAAGAAAUGAGUUUGGUGUUGAGUGACCAACAGAUACAAACGUUAAAUUUUAUAUUAGUUACCAGUAAAUUAAAUUAUUUGACUUUAAUUUUAAGUAGUUAAUGUACUUUUGUAAAUUGUUUUUACAUCUCAGUAUUUUUGACACAUUUUCUAUGUGAUUUAAGUAAUUGACAAUGUGUGCAAUACAUUACUAAAUGUAAGACUUAUUUAUUAUGACUACAAUAAAGACUUUAAACUUAAA
Messenger RNA from Ostrinia nubilalis (European corn borer), 1844 nucleotides. RefSeq names its product chitin deacetylase 1 (gene ChLD3). Gene Ontology annotation, cellular component: extracellular region. Gene Ontology annotation, molecular function: protein binding; chitin binding. NCBI's taxonomy places the organism in Eukaryota, Metazoa, Arthropoda, Insecta, Lepidoptera, Crambidae. Gene Ontology annotation, biological process: carbohydrate metabolic process. Bases 55 to 1629 code for a protein of 524 amino acids. The record is from RefSeq and is a predicted model, not a curated record. The transcript is spliced from 10 exons.